AUGUUGUCGAUUGGGGCUCUAAGUCUUGGAUCCACCUCCUGUCAACCCUACUCCAUCUACUAUGACUACCAGGCCCGGCCCAGGCAUGGGCAGGUUGGGCAAUGGCCGAGGGCAUCAUUCCUGAGGUGGCAUAAUGAGCUACAAGAACUACAUUUAGCUUUGGAAGAAGCUAAAGUGGACAUUGUUGGUCUGUGGGCCCUAAAAUUUCUUAUAGAUAAGGAUGAGCUUCCAAAGCGCCUGGUCAAGUCAAUGUACGUGUCUUACCUUGCAGGUUGCUUCUGGUCUGUACGUUUCGGGUUAGAGGAAGCUCAUGGUUUGUUACCAGAAAAGGUCAACUGGUUAUUUGAGAAAGGGGGAUUUGUUUUACAUCCUGAUGAAACAUUUUCUGUUGACUUUGAUAAGGUUCAAGUGUUGAACACAAUCUCCAUGUUGAUUGCCUAUGUUGGUGACAUCAUCUUAUACGCCUUUGAAUUGGUUCAAUUUUUUCAAAAGUUAGUGGGCUUCAUGUUAAUAGCUCAGAUGAACUUCUUGAAGACAUUAUGCAGUACAUUACUGAUUACUAAUUACCCAUGCAAGCUAUGGGAAGCCACAAUUUCGAAUGCCCCUUCAAUGGUCCCACAACUCCUAGCAUACUUUCCAUCUUUGGUAGAUAUACUGGAAAGAAGUUUUGAUCACUUAAAGUUGAGGAUCAUAAUCAAACCCAAGCCUUGUAUUGGUGUAAGGCCUUUAUGUAAUGCACAACAGGUAAAGUUGAUGGAAGAAAGGAAUAUGAAGCCACUUGAUUCAAAUCUUGCAGCAUUAAAGAUGCAGUAA
Molecule: messenger RNA, 813 nt
Organism: Lactuca saligna
Lineage: Eukaryota; Viridiplantae; Streptophyta; Magnoliopsida; Asterales; Asteraceae
Source: the annotation of a GenBank genome assembly